AUGGUAUCAUCACCAUCACAAAAUUUCAUUAAAUUUGAAGAAAUUGAAGUCCAGAAGGAAAACAUUUUUCCUCUAAAGCACGGAAGAUCAGCCUCUGCACUCUCGAAAGCGAUACAUCAACCAUUAACAAAGAUAAAUCAAAUCAAAUCAAGCUUCGAGCAAAGGCUAAUAGAUGAACUCCCGACACUGAGUGAUCCAAUUACUUUGUAUCUUGAAUACAUAAACUGGAUAAACAAUGCCUAUCCUCAGGGUGGUAAUUCCAAGCAAAGUGGGAUGCUCACUCUUAUGGAAAAGUGUCUAUCUCAUUUAAAGGACUUCGAAAGAUACCAUAACGAUGUCAGGUUUUUAAGAAUAUGGUUUUGGUACAUGGAGCUUUUUACCACAAAUUCAUUCAUGGAGGGUAGAGACAUUUUCAUGUAUAUGUUAAGAAACGGAAUUGGCACUAAACUGACGUUAUUCUAUGAAGAAUUUACAACUCUUUUACUUCAGAAACAGAUGUUUCAACAGGCUAUGGACAUCUUACACCUAGGAGUUAGAAAUAAGGCUAAGCCUGAUCAGGCCUUAAAGAAACAGUUGUAUCAUCUGCGGAGAAAACUGGAAGAACAGAAUAUCCAGCUAGAGAAUAGAGUGUCAGUGGAUCUUUUAGAUUCUACAGUACUUGGAAAAACUAGAUCAGAAUUUGUUAAUAGGCUUGAACUUGCAAAUCCAAAUGAACCAUCAACUAACAGUAGUCUGACAAAAAAUAAUGUAUUUACAGAUGAAGCCGAAUUAGAAGCGGAGCCGUUUGGAAUUUCUAAAGGUAGCGUUUAUAGAGAUGGAUGGGAAUACUUUGGUUCCAAGGCAGAGAGGAGCAAAGAAAAUAGGCAUAAAAUAUCUUUGUUAGAAGCAAAUACGAAUUUAGGUGAACUAACACAAUGCCAAAUUCCAUCACUCAAGGGAAGACAGCAUGAUGAAAAACUACCCAUCUUUAGAGAUUCUAUCGGCAGAAGUGACCCCGUUUAUCAAAUAAUUAGUAUGAAGGACCAAAAACCUGAAAAGAUUGAUUGCAAUUUUAAAUUAAUUUAUUGUCAAGAUGAGGAAACUAAAAGUAGUAAAUCGGAGUUCUCUUUAGAGGAAAUCCUGGCUAUUUCAAGAAACGUUUACAAAAGAUUAAAUACGAAUAAGAAACAUAUAAGGGAAACAGAGGAAGGGCAAGAAGGAAGUGAAGGGCAAAAAGAAGCUAGGCUACAGUCAAAAAGACUUAAAACAGCUAGAGAAGCCUUGGUCUCCAAGACGUUGAUUACCUCUAACGAAGAAAAAGCUUUCCCUGGUGAAGAGUACAUGCACUGCCCGAUGACACCUAUGGGUCAAGUAACUAGAUUAUCAGAUAUCAUCUCUGUUGUGAAGCCACGGCGACUCACACCAAUUUUGGAAAUGAGAGAAUCAACUUCUAUUUCUCAGAGCGGAAACUCUGAGAUCAUAUCAGAUGAUGAUAAGUCAAGUUCCUCUUUUAUCUCGUACCCGCCACCACGUUAA
Molecule: messenger RNA, 1515 nt
Organism: Saccharomyces kudriavzevii IFO 1802
Lineage: Eukaryota; Fungi; Ascomycota; Saccharomycetes; Saccharomycetales; Saccharomycetaceae
Gene: MAD3
Product: Mad3p
Exons: 1
Coding region: 1-1515 (504 amino acids)
Biological process (GO): mitotic spindle assembly checkpoint signaling; meiotic sister chromatid cohesion, centromeric
Molecular function (GO): protein kinase activity
Source: RefSeq, a predicted model, not a curated record